Molecule: messenger RNA, 3046 nt
Organism: Closterium sp. NIES-67
Lineage: Eukaryota; Viridiplantae; Streptophyta; Zygnematophyceae; Desmidiales; Closteriaceae
Source: the annotation of a GenBank genome assembly
GUUCCUAGUUAUAGUUUAGGCACCUCUAAGCGCGCCGACUCCAGACGGUCUAGCAAGCACGAAAGGCCUAGAAUGCUUAUCUAGCUCAAUCCUCGCCCGAAGCUUGGUUUUGGAAAUCUUUGUGGGCACUGCUCGCGUGAUUUCCUUGUUUCCGUUCCUGUUCCCAACUUCACGUUGUAGCCAUGGCGGCGGCAUUGCUGGGUCUCGACGGUCUCUUCCUCGGCUUCGAUAGCUCCACGCAGUCACUCAAGGCCACGGUAGUCGAUUCCUCCCUUCGAAUCGUCACUACCGAGUCUCUCCAGUACGACACUGCCCUCCCGCACUACCAAACCUCCGGAGGCGUGCACCGAGCCUCCGCCGAGCCUGAUUCCCGAACCUCCUCUUCCGGCUCGGCGCUCAGAGUUACCGCACCACCAGCCAUGUGGGUGGAGGCGUUUGAUGUGAUUUUAACGAGAUUGAAGGAUGCGGAUUUUCCGUUCGAUAAGGUCCGGGCAGUUUCGGGCAGCGGGCAGCAGCAUGGGAGCGUUUACUGGCAGAGAGGAGCCCGGGCACGGCUUGCAAAUCUUAGAUCUGACCGAACCCUUUUUGCGCAGUUAUGUGGUGAUGAGAGAUACAGGAAAGAAGAAAGCAAGCUUCAAGGCACGGGAGAGGGAUUCAGCUCAAGCGAUUCGAUUAAAGGUGCUUCUUUACUAGAUGAUGCAUCAUCAAGUGUAUUUUCGCUGUUAGAUUCCCCCAUUUGGAUGGACAGCAGCACAGCAUCCCAGUGUAGGGAAAUCGAAGCAGCUCUUAGCGGGCCUGCAGCAUUGGCUCGGAUGACUGGUUCCCGAGCCUACGAGCGGUUUACUGGGCCUCAGGUUCGGCGUGUGUGGCAACAUCAGCCUCGGGAGUAUGAGAACACGGAGAGGAUCUCAUUGGUCAGCUCGUUUGGAGCAUCGCUAUUGGUCGGGGAUUACGCUCCUAUUGAUGCUGCUGACGGCGCUGGGAUGAAUCUGAUGGAUCUACGGACGAGAGAAUGGGCUGACGUGGCACUAGAGGCCACUGCGCCAAACCUGCGGGAGAGGCUUGGCGAGGUUGUCCCUUCACACGAGGUGGUUGGCAAUGUGCAUGGCUACUAUGUGGAAAGGUUUGGCUUCUCUCCUACUUGCCAAGUCGUGGCAUGGUCUGGUGACAACCCUUGCAGUCUUGCAGGUUUGGCGCUUGGCGGCUCGGGCGAUGUGGGCAUAAGCCUUGGGACGAGCGACACUGUGUUUGCGGUGGUUCAGCACCCCCAACCAGGAUUGGAAGGCCAUGUGUUUCCCAAUCCUGUGGAUCCAUCCUCGUUUAUGGCCAUGAUCUGCUACAAGAACGGGUCUUUCACUCGACAAGCCAUCAGGGACCGCUGUGCAGGCGGGUCAUGGGAGUCAUUUUGCCAGCUGCUCAAUGAGUCUCCUCCCUUGAACGGUGGUCGCAUGGGCCUCUACUAUCUCGACUCAGAAAUCAUCCCACCACUACCAGUGGGAACUCAUCGGUAUGCGCCAAAGCAAGGCGACGGCUCAGCUGUUUCAGAAGCGGCUGUUAGGGGCCCUCUCUCGGCGCUCACAAGACUUGACCCCGACCAGACCUUCUCACCACCUGAAGAGAUCAGAGCGUUAGUGGAGGGGCAGCUAGCAGCAAUGAGGGGACAUGCAGAGCGAAUCGGGUUGCAGAGCCCGCCUGCCCGAAUCAUUGCCACUGGGGGUGGUUCAGCCAAUGAGGCGAUCCUGCGCACCAUGGCAAAUGUUUUUGGCUGCCCGGUGUACACCUCGACAUCCACAGACUCGGCCUCGUUGGGAGCAGCACUGAGAGCAGCACACGGCUACCUCUGCCACGCCCAAGGCUCCUUUGUUCCCUUCACAUCGCUCCUGGAUCAUGCGAGCGCCACCUCAGCAACUUCCAGCUCAGCAAGUGCCACAGCAGAAGGUGCCACGUCAACAGCCCCCAGCGCUGUCUCUCUUUCCAAAGCUAUCCCUGCUGGAUCCCCGGACCUGCACGCGAGGUACGGGGAGAUGGUGGCUCGGAGAAUGGCAGUUGAGCAACAGCUAUUGGACGAAGCCAGGGGGCAGCAAGCAUAGCGGCGGUGUGCAGUUCAUUGUGAGGCUUAAAGCCAGAACCAGUGUAGUUGGCUUUAACAACCACAGCUGGCUGCUGUGGCUGUUGAGGGCCAGUUGUUGGAUGAAGCGGAUGCGCAUUGAGUGGGCGCUGGGCAGCUGGUUAAAGGAUAGUGAGUUGUGAUCAUGGUUGAGGUCCCAUUGAAAGCAUCUUAGAGGGUGUCAUGUUCCUGCGACCUUUCCCCAGGUCGGGCUUGUUGGAAAUAUCUCAAGGACUUAAGCGUUUCUGAAGUGUAACACUGUACUCGAGGAAGAUUACAGGGGAGCACGCGAGUCAACGGAGGUUACACGAGGGGGCGGACAAAGAAUGCGAAAGGACUCGAAAGGUCGCAACUGGAGGUUGCGACUGACCGUUACAACAUCACGGAUGGUAACCGAAGCGGCAAUCGAGUCGCUGUGCGACUCGAUAAAACCGUUCCUGUAACUGUAUUCUACAACUGCUUUCUUAUCUUCUAUAUAUUGCUGUAUGCUUGUUUCUUUAAUCAAUCACUUGUUCUCACAUACUAGUACAAGGGUUCAACUGCCUCAACUUCCGCUGCACUACUCCAAGUCUCAAGUCUCUACAGCUGGGACUUAGUCUCUGUAAAAGAUCCUAAGGGCUUCUUCUCAGCCCAACAUGGACUUAAGCGUUUCUGAAGUGUAACACUGUACUCGAGGAAGAUUACAGGGGAGCACGCGAGUCAACGGAGGUUACACGAGGGGGCGGACAAAGAAUGCGAAAGGACUCGAAAGGUCGCAACUGGAGGUUGCGACUGACCGUUACAACAUCACGGAUGGUAACCGAAGCGGCAAUCGAGUCGCUGUGCGACUCGAUAAAACCGUUCCUGUAACUGUAUUCUACAACUGCUUUCUUAUCUUCUAUAUAUUGCUGUAUGCUUGUUUCUUUAAUCAAUCACUUGUUCUCACAUACUAGUACAAGG